This is a messenger RNA of Myxocyprinus asiaticus (Chinese sucker), 4330 nucleotides long. RefSeq names its product NLR family CARD domain-containing protein 3-like. The transcript has 6 exons. The record is from RefSeq and is a predicted model, not a curated record. NCBI's taxonomy places the organism in Eukaryota, Metazoa, Chordata, Actinopteri, Cypriniformes, Catostomidae. Bases 91 to 3240 code for a protein of 1049 amino acids. Gene Ontology annotation, molecular function: protein binding.
GACAAGACAUUUCUAAAGUUUUAACCACCAGAGUCUCAAGAUACUAUAACGAACACCACUGGGAACAAAUGGGAAAUCCUGUUAUGUAUCAUGUACAAGUCUGAAAUCAGUCUCAUAUUUUUGAGACAGGAGGCGGACACUUCCUCCAAAAUGAGUCUCUAUGAGGAGAAAGAGGCGGAAGGUGCUGUUCAGUCUCCAGAACCCAGUUAUGUGUCUAUGAAGAGUGACAACUCCAUGAGGGACCCCUGUGUAUUGAGCAAUAGACCAGCAAUAUCUGACCCCAGUUUGAAGCUAAAUGAUCUUGUCAGACCUCUAAAGUCCUGUACUGCCUCCGACAGACAGACCCACAUUUGGCAGUAUGACACAGAAUUUGCCCUAAAGACAAAUACAUUGCUGGAGGAAACUGGAGACCAGCAGCAGGUUUCUUACCAACCAGUAGAUGAUGUCCUGCAGAAAAUCAAAGACCAACACAAAACCAACAUGAAGAACAAGUAUGAGAUCUUAUUUGAGGGAAUCAAACUGCACGAGAAUCAAACCCUCUUGAACAGGAUUUACACACAGCUCUACAUCAUAGAGGGAGAGAGUGAAGGGGUGAAUGAAGAACAUGAGGUUUUACACAUUGAGAAAACAUCCAGAACUCAACACUUACAAGACACUCCAAUCUACUGCAAUGACAUCUUUAAACCCUUAACUGAACCAGGAUGUGAGGAGAAGAUAAAAGACCAAAUAAAGACUGUUCUUACUAAAGGCAUCGCUGGAAUUGGAAAAACAGUCUCUGUGCAGAAGUUUAUUCUGGACUGGGCCGAGGGAAAAGCCAAUCAGGAUGUAGAUUUCAUGUUUUUGCUUCCAUUUCGAGAGCUGAACUUGAUUAAAGAUGAGCAGUACUGUUUUCACAAACUUCUGCUGGACUUUUAUCCUGAACUUCAUGAUCUGGACUCAAAGAUGUAUGAUGAGUGUAAAGUUGUGUUCAUCUUUGACGGUCUGGAUGAAAGCAGAAUUCCACUGAUGUUUUCAGACAGUGAGAAAGUUUCUGAUGUGACUAAGACUUCAUCAGUGGGUGUGUUGAUGUCAAACCUCAUCAAAGGAGAUCUGCUUCCCUCUGCUCUCAUCUGGAUUACCUCCAGACCAGCAGCAGCCAAUCAGAUCCCCAACAAAUACAUCAAGCGUGUGACAGAAAUUCAGGGAUUCAAUGACCCUCAGAAGGAGGAAUAUUUCAGGAAGAGAAUCAGUGAUGAGCAUCAAGCCAGCAGAAUCAUCUCACACAUUAAAAAAGCAAGAAGCCUCCACAUCAUGUGCCACAUACCAGUCUUCUGUUGGAUCUCAUCCACUGUGCUUCAAAACAUCCUGAAACAAGAUGACAGUACAGAAAUCCCUCAAACGCUGACUGAAAUAUACAUCCACUUCCUGCUCAUUCAGAUCAAUAUGAGGAAUCAGAAGUAUGAAGAGAGAGAUCCAGAGAAACUCCUGAAGUCCAACAGAGAAGUGAUUGUGAAACUUGCUGAACUGGCUUUCAAACAGCUGAUGAAGGGCAAUGUCAUUUUCAGUGAGGAGGACCUGAUAGAGAGCGGCAUAGACGUCACUGAUGCCUCAGUGUAUUCUGGGAUCUGCACUGAGAUCUUUAAGGAAGAAUCUGUGAUUCAUCAGAGGAAAGUCUACUGCUUCAUACAUCUCAGCUUUCAGGAGUUUCUGGCUGCUUUCUAUGUGUUUUACUACCAUGUGAGUACAACCAUGGAGGGCCUAAAAGAUUUUGCUUCAAUACAGAAUUUGCUGAAAGGAGCAGUAGAUAAAGCCCUUCAGAGUGAAAAUGGACAAUUAGAUCUUUUCCUGCGAUUCCUGCUGGGAAUCUCACUGGAGUCCAAUCAGAGACUUUUCCAGGAUCUACUGACACACACAGAGAACAGCUCAGAAAGCAUCAGAGAAACUGAAAUUUACAUCAAAGACAAAAUCAAAGAGGGACGUGGACUCUCCACUGAAAGAUCCGUCAAUCUAUUCCUCUGUCUGCUGGAGAUGAAAGAUCAGACUCUGUACAGAGAGAUUCAGGAGUUUGUACAAUCAGAGAAACACUCAGAGAAUAAACUCUCUCCUGCUCAAUGUUCAGCAAUUGCCUACAUGCUUCAGAUGUCAGAGGAGGUGCUGGAUGAGCUGGACCUGAAGAAAUACAACACAUCAGAGGAGGGUAGAAGAAGACUGAUACCAGCUGUGUUCAACUGCAGAAAAGCUCUACUUUCUGACUGUAAUAUCGCUGAUCAGGUCUGUGAAAUUGUGGCUUCAGCUCUACGAUCUUCAAAGUCCCUCCUGAGAGAGCUGGACCUGAGUAACAAUGACCUGCAGGAUUCAGGAGUGAAGCUACUCUCUGAUGCACUGAAGAGUCCAAACUGUCAACUGAACAUACUGAGAUUAUCAGGCUGUAUGGUCACAGAGGAAGGCUGUUGUUAUGUGGCUUCAGCUCUGAGAUCAAACCCUUCACACAUGAUAGAGCUGGAUCUGAGCUACAAUCACCCAGGAGAAUCAGGAGUCAAACUGCUCUCAGAGAGACUCAAUGAUCCAAACUGCAAACUGGACAAGCUCAAUGUAGACCAUGGAGAACAUUUCAGGAUCACACCAGGACUGCGAAAAUGUAGGUCUUUUCUCUCUUUUACACACUUUCUUCUUGCACUCUUUACUGUAAAACAGUCCUUUAUACAGUUCAAAUCUGUCUUCUCUUCUUGUUUAGAUUUCUGUGAUCUCACUCUGGAUCCAAACACAGCAAACACUCAUCUCUUUCUGUCUGAGGAGAAAAGAAAGGUGACACAUGUGGAGGAUCAGUCAUAUCCUGAUCAUCCAGACAGGUUUGAGCACUAUGAGCAGGUCCUGUGUAGAGAGAGUCUGACUGGACGCUGUUACUGGGAGGCUGAAUGGAGCGGCUGGGCCGAUAUUGCAGUGACAUAUAAAAAAAUAGGAAGGAAAGGAAGGAGUGAUGGUUGUAAUUUUGGACUCAAUGAAAAGUCCUGGAAUUUGAGCUGUAUUUAUGGCAGAUUCACUGCGUGGCACAAUAAAAAGAGCGUUGACAUACGUGCCCCUUCACCCCCCUCUAACAGAGUAGGAGUGUAUCUGGACUGGUUGGCCGGCACUUUGUCCUUCUACAGCGUCUCUGACACACGCACACUCACACAUUUACACACAUUCAACACCACAUUCACUGAACCCCUCUAUGCUGGAUUUGGGGUUUUUUAUUCCGACUGCUCAGUGUCUCUGUGUUAAAUUGGACAACCUCCUGUGUGAAACACAACUCUCUCUUUAAACACUUUCCAUAUUCUAAUUAGGGCUGGGUAUCGCUAGCCACCUCAUGAUAUGAUACAUAAUGCGAAUACACUUCACGAUUCGAUGUAUCGCAAUACAUCACAAUACUAAUAUCAUGAUUCAAAACAUCACGCUAUCAUGAUUCGAUUACAAUUUACAAGCUUUCAUUUCCAAUUCAUUUGGGUAUGUUUCAGAUAUAAUGUCAAUUUUGCUUGCAUACAGGAAAAAAAAGAAAUUCUCUUUCAGCUAAUGCUGUUAUUAAUUAUACAGCGGACCUUCUAACUUGGUAAAUUAAGGAAAUACUUUACACAUUUUUUCAUCAUUAGUUCUUUAUCAUUUUAGUCACAUUUUAAAAAUAUACAAAGUCCAUGUUUUCCUUAAAAAAUAAUAUAAAAUUUUACAUGUUGUUUACAAGUAUUUACUUUGAUAUGUAGGACAAAUGCUAAAUGGUACUGUCUUUUUAAGACCAGCGGCAGGGACUUUGACAGUGUUUUCGUGGAAUGUUGUUACAGAAUCCAUGCUGUGUAAUUAGAAUUCAAUGUUUCUUUUGUUGUUUUUGAUCAACAAAGUAUGACAGAAAUGUUUUUUAUUUUUUGAAAAUAAAAAUAAAAAAAUUGCAAAAUGCACAUCACAAUAAAGUUCUUUAAUACAAAAUGUAAAUGCUCAAAUAAAAAAAAAUAAAAAAAGUUUCUCAUAACUUUCUCAAUAACAUUUUAACUUUUUAAAAUAAGAAAGAUUCUACAUUUUAUCAAUUAAUAUUAUAUCAUGAAAUUGUAUAAUAAUGAUAUGAACUGUCACUGUUUGAAAUAAUGUGUACAAUUUACAAGUAAUAACACUGAGUUUACAUUCAUUUGUAUAGCAAACUUAAUGAUACUGUCACUUUAAGAGUUCAAGGAGCAUGUUACAGAUCCGCACACACAGUGUCCGGUUUAUUAGUGAGAGAGAAGGCUCUUGUUUUUUAAUCGCAUCUGUGCUGUGUUAUUAAAAUAAAUUUUUCUUUUUGCUUUAAUAUCUGACUGUAAAGAACAACAAUAUAUUAAAAGACACAUUA